GCGGCGCGGGGCGGGGCGGGGCGGGGCGGCCGUUGGCGGCGCGGGGCUAAGAUGGCGCUGGCGCUGCUGAGGGAGCCGCUGGGCUCCCGGGCGCGGCCGCUGCCGCUGCCCCCCGGCGGCGGCUCCGUGCGCGGCCUCCUGAGGGACUGCGCCCGGCGGCUGUGUAUUCCCGAAGAAAGUUUGUACGUGAAGUGCAACGGGCGGCUGGCGGAUGAUGACGACGAACUGCAAGAUGGCAUGGUGUAUAGCCUGGAAACGAGGCUUUGUGGGGGAAAAGGAGGGUUUGGAUCUAUGCUGCGAGCACUUGGUGCACAGAUUGAAAAGACAACAAAUAGAGAGGCUUGCCGAGAUCUCAGUGGAAGGAGACUUCGAGAUGUCAAUCAUGAAAAAGCGAUGGCAGAAUGGGUGAAGCAGCAAGCAGAACGGGAAGCAGAAAAAGAGCAAAGGCGCUUGGAAAGGCUGCAGCGGAAACUUGCAGAGCCAAAGCACUACUUUACAAAUCCGGACUACCAGCAGCAGUGUCAUGAAAUGGCUGAGCGGCUAGAAGAUUCAGUCCUUAAAGGACUGCAGGCCACUUCUAGCAAAGUAGUGUCACCAGGAAGCAGCAGUAGUCGGAAGCGUCCAGGUGAAUCUGGAAAGAAUGGAACAAAAUAUGGAAAGAAAAAAUGCUUUUUGCUGGGAUUGGAAGGAUUGGAUGAUACUGACAGUUCAGAUUCUGAGAAUGACAGUGAAAACGAUUCCCCUCAUGCAUCUGAUGAAAGUUGUCCAUCAGGCAGCGGAUACAGUGAAAAUGCUGGAAAUUCAAGCAAGUGUUCAAACAGCCCUGUGGAUCCAGCAGAACACAGUCCAGUUGCUGAGAAGGCACCGGAGCAGCCAGAAGUUAGUGGAAGAGACCUGCAAAGGGAGAUGCAUGAAGGUGGGCAAACCGAAAUUCCGGCUGAUGAAAAUAGCAAAAUGACAAAGCCCCAGAAGGAAGAGGCCCAGGAAAGCAAUGAAGCAACCCAAGCCGUGAAAGAAGAGGUGCAAGAAAAUGUUUCUUCUAAGGUGCAGGAAAUGGACCAGUCACAGAGCACAGAGGUGGAACCAAUAGACCUACUCGCAUUCAACUCUGCUGCUGAAAUGGAAGUGCUGGGUUUAGAUAAACUGAAGAUGCAAUUGAUGGCUUUAGGACUGAAAUGUGGAGGCACUUUACAGGAACGAGCAGCAAGGCUUUUCUCAGUGAGAGGUCUCACUAGAGACCAGAUCAAUCCUUCCUUAUUUGCAAAGCCACCUAAAGGGAAAAAAGCAAAAGUUUAAAUUAUUUUGUCUGCGUACUUGUUUUCUUUAUUCUAUUUCCAUUCUGCAUUGCCACAUAGAAUUCUUUGUUAUCCCCAGAUAGAUUUGUUUCUAUUUUUAAUGAAGUUUAGUUAACACAGAGUAAGUUGCUAAACAGCGAGUUAGUUUUGUGCUCAGUAUAAAGGAGUGAUACAGUGUCCUUUACAAAUGGUUAUAACAAGUCUUAAUGUAACAGAACAAAAUCGCUGCAGAUGGGAAGAAAUAACCUGAAUAUCUUGAAUUUGAUGAUUCUAUGACACUGCUGUCACUUAUUUUGAGAAAUAUCAAUCCUUUCUUAGCUUUAGUUUGAGUCUCCUUUGUUAUGUAUUCAAGAUAGCACAGUUACAACUGUCAAGAGAUAAACAUCAAACUUGUUAUUUAGGCUUAAAAGCUGAAGUUUCUUUAUAUAAAAAGAACAUUUUUAUAUGGAUGAGGUCAGUAUAAAUAAAUACUGUUCUGUAAAUUUGUGAGAUGUCAGGUAUCGAUAUGAUAUCGGUUACUAAUUAGUAUAAGUAUUUCUUUUAUAAGAACUAGAUAAAUAAAGAAAUUUACUACUUUUGUUCUUGAAAAGUCUCUGAGUGAGGAAAAAGAUUUACAUCCUUAAGAAAUUAAAAAAUAAAUUACAUUUGUUGCUUGCUGAAGAUUGGUAAGAUAAUGAGUGAUCAUCUGAACCUGAAUGAGAAAUUUAGAACAGGCUUUAUUUUUUUUUUCCAAUGGUAAAAGCAAUGGAAUAAUCUCUCAAGGACUUGAAUAUCUGCAAUAGUGCUGCUUUAUCCUAGAAUAGUGUCUGUAACCUUAGUGCCGGAUUUACCCUGAGGUGUGAAGGACCCUUGCUGGAAGGGCAGCAUAUUUUCAUGACUGCGUGUGCAGCUGCCACUUCCUUUGUUUCACAGGUUUCUAAGUAGUGUUCAGUUUGGUGCCUCAGAUUUUACCACUAUAUACUGGAGAAUACUAUGUUUGUGAUGAUUUUCUUGGAGAGACCUGAAAAAAAAAAUUUACUUUCCUCCUUCUCUGACAUCUGUCAGUCUUUCAGGUUUUUUCUUGACAAACUAUAGAGGUGAGCUCCUAAAACAGCUGUGUUCAUGCAGCUGCUCCAACAUGCUGAUUAAUCUGGCAGUUUGUAUUCAGUCACUGAUGGGACCUGUUCUGUGACUUGCCAGGACUGCAAAGGGAUUUGAAGUCAGAAUUAGGUCCUUGCUAGAUCUGCCAGUCACUUCUGAUCACCCAAGGGAGCAGUCCUGAUGCCAGCAUUCCUCCAGGUGUCGCUGAGGGUCAGGGACAGCCUGGGUGUGAGCAAGCAUCCUCAACUCACCUGGCAGCCAGGUCUUCUGUUCUCCUGCAUAUAUUCCAGUUCACAGCAGAUGGUGCCGAGUCAUCCUGAAGAAAGGUGUGGAAACUGGGAGGUGCAGGAUUUAUUUCUAAUGCAGCAGCUGGUAGGCAAGUCAAAAACACUUCUGUGCUUUGUUUUGUCUUACUUGUGAAAUGGAUUUGAGUCUACUCACCAGUUGGAACCAUAUUUGGUGCAUUUAAAUUCUGUAAAAGUGCUGUAUAUUCCGUACAAGUCCUUAGUGCCCUUUUGGGUCUUUCAACUGGGUGUGAAAUGGACAGGCAGGUAUUUGCAGUCAUGGUAAUUACAUCAUCAUACACAAAUCCAGCCCUCAUGGAUCCACCUGAUGGAGUGUUCUGAAAACACAAAUUAUGGCAAGUGGGGGCUAAGAAAGGUUUGGUUUACUGAGUAUGUUUCAUUAGGGAAUGAUUAGAGGAUACCUACAAGGUCACCUCAACGUAGUGAAGUUUGGUUGCUGUGAAUCACUCAAUGAAGAGUGUUACACAUCAGCAGCAGUCCCACCUGGGUGGCAAGCUAUCAGUAUGCUUAGUGUUCUUAAAAAAACACAAACGAGGUGUGUCAGCAGUGCCUUAGCCAUGUGAAUGUGUUGAAGCUCCUCUGUAGUAUGGCAAGGGAUAGUGUGGGCCAAAAUGGAAUAGGCCAAUUUAGUGAUGUGUGUGGGUAACAUCACUUGCCUAACUUACUUCCCCUUGCUGCAAUUGCACUUUUGCUUCAGUUGCAGUGACUCAGCCUCCUCUAAGCCUGUCCCAUGCACUAUCAUCCACUUGCAUUUCUUGCGGUUUCCUUGCUGUAACAAAUCUGUUCCCUAAUGGGGUAUAGAGUGCAGCACAAACCAAAUUUGUGCCAGCAUAACUAAAGGAGCGUUCUGUAGAGUAGGGAAUAAACAUUGGUCAGCGGAGAAAAACUGGAGUAUCUUCAACCAGCAGUAGUGCCAAACACUUGUUAAAUUGUCUUCAGUAGCGCCAGAAUUAGAAGAAUUACCCUUCCUCUCUGUGUUGUUAGGAUAACGGCUUAUGUGUACCUUGAACCAGCUCGGUGCUUAGGCACAUUUAUUCUGUAAUCGCUUAGAUCCUGCUGAGCUAAACAGGAACAAGCACUUGUUUGGGAGUAUGUCUGCAUACAGGGUUAGUCUUGAGCAAUACUGCAUCUAGAGAGUCAUACAGGCACUCACUGGCAGUGCUUCACUUCCAUGUGACAAUUGGGUAUCCUUCAGAAAUGAGCUGCAUCACAGACAGGACUCAGAUUCUUCAGCAGAACAGAAACAAGUGCUUGAAGCUUUCUGAAGUAUUUGGAUAACAGAAGAAAGAAUUCAGCAGCUACUAAUUAGAUAUAAAUUAGAGCCAUUCCAAUGUGUAAUGGGUUGUUUCAUAUAGUACAGAAUGGCCUCAGAAUAAAGGUGAUCUUUUCUAGUGCAGGACCAGAGGGUAAUGCAGAGCAUACGGUACUCCUGCUUUUAUCUUUAUCUUUCCGAUGAGUAAUGCAGCUUGGGAUUUCAAAACAUGUUUCUGGUUAUAAACACAUUAAGACUGUGAACGUCUGUCCAAAGAAAGGGUUUGUGCUCCUGUGCAAACACCAACAAACAAGAAGUGUGUCUUGCAGAAUUCUUCUGAAGUGUUUUACUUUGCUUUUAAAAAAAUAAAUAAAAAAUCUUCUGAAAGAACUAGA
Messenger RNA from Anas platyrhynchos (mallard), 4327 nucleotides. It is a transcript of the gene SDE2, whose product is annotated as SDE2 telomere maintenance homolog. The record is from RefSeq and is a predicted model, not a curated record. Gene Ontology annotation, cellular component: nucleus. Lineage: Eukaryota; Metazoa; Chordata; Aves; Anseriformes; Anatidae.